CACUUUGAUCAGUAUGAAGAAGGGCACCUGGAGAUAGAGCAGGCAUCUCUAGACAAGCCUAUAGAAUCGGAUAAUAUUGGACACCGCUUACUCCAGAAACAUGGGUGGAAGCUGGGCCAGGGAUUGGGAAAGUCUCUGCAGGGGAGGACAGAUCCCAUCCCUAUCGUCGUCAAGUACGAUGUCAUGGGCAUGGGGCGGAUGGAGAUGGAGCUCGACUACGCCGAAGAUGCCACUGAGCGGAGGCGUGUACUGGAGGUGGAGAAAGAAGACACCGAGGAGCUGAGGCAGAAAUACAAGGAUUAUGUUGAUAAAGAAAAGGCAAUUGCCAAGGCUUUGGAAGACCUCAGAGCAAACUUCUACUGUGAACUCUGUGACAAGCAGUAUCAAAAGCAUCAAGAGUUUGACAACCACAUAAACUCUUACGAUCAUGCUCACAAGCAGAGGUUGAAAGAUCUCAAGCAAAGGGAAUUUGCUCGCAAUGUCUCCUCAAGAUCACGUAAAGAUGAAAGGAAGCAGGAGAAGGCCCUCCGGCGUCUACACGAACUGGCUGAACAGAGAAGGCAGCCUGAAUGUGCUCCUGGAAGUGGACCCAUGUUCAGAACCACCACGGUGGCCGUGGAUGAGGAAGGUGGAGAUGAUGACGAUUCUGCAGCCAACAGCAGCUCUUUCAUGCAGGUGACCUCUGGCCAAGCCACAGAGAUGACUAUGGACAGAGGUUUCCUGAACACUGGGCAGGUCGGUGGCACUGUUAUGCCGAGCCAAAUGCCCAUCCAGACAGCGCAAGCCAUCAGCUUUGGCAUCAAGAGUGCUUUGGGAACUCCCCUGCAGAAGAUAGGCGUGUCGUUUUCGUUUGCCAAGAAGACUCCGGUAAAACUUGAGACCAUAGCUUCUGUUUUCAAGGACCAAGUAGAAGAAUCAGGUUCUACUGAUGGAGCAAAAGGUGAUGAGAGAGGGUCUUCAGAUGCAGGGAGCUUGCAGAAAUCUGGCGAGGGCGAAAGCACAAAUAAUUCUGAUGGCAAGGCGGAGGAAGAUGACCAACAUGACAAAGAUAGCGGGUCUCUAGCCACUACCUUAUCUAAACUAAAAAAGAUGAGACGAGAAGAAGGACCAAUGGCAGUUGAACCGGAAUACUAUCACUAUAUUCCCCCAGCCCAUUGUAAAGUAAAGCCUAAUUUUCAAUUCCUGCUUUUCAUGAAGUCUACUGAACAAAUGGAAGCUGAAAAUGUGAACAAAAAAACUACACAUGAAGUUAAAAAGGGUAGUUCUCCAAAACCCAAACCCGGCAAGCACACGGAGAAGGCUGCCGAGGGCGCGGGGCAGCAGAAGGAGCAGAGUACUACUGACACUGCAGCUCAGCAGAGCAAAACAGAACUGAAAGAAGUCCCAGAAAGUGCGAGCAUGCAGGAGAGCAAGCGUCUUGCAGGGAGCAAUCUCCCCGAGCCAGACACUACUAAAGAAGUGGCUCAGCCUGGCUCGGGCUGUAAAGAUGUCACUGAAGGACCAAAGCAUCCGACAGGACCUUUUUUUCCCGUUCUGAGUAAAGAUGAGAGCACGACUCUCCAGUGGCCUUCAGAGCUGCUCAUAUUUACCAAAGCAGAACCGUCUGUUUCAUACAGUUGUAACCCCCUGUAUUUUGAUUUCAAGCUCUCUCGCAACAAAGAUGCUAAAGGUAAAGGGGCAGAGAAAUCCAAGGAUCCGGGGGGUGUUUGCAAAGAAAACGUUCAGAGCACAGAAUCUGGGGAGAUAAGCAAACCCAGGGAGGCAGAAGGCCUAGCCAACAGCUCUGCUCUAAAAAUGGAUAACAAAUCUCUGUCCACCUGUGGCUCCCAGAACAAGCAGGAGUCCAGUUUGGCAAGUGUUAGUAAGGGAGAGGGAGAGGACAGUGGCAGAAGCAUAACCAGUAAGAAUAGAUCUGGCAGAUCCCAUAAACACAAAAAGAAAAAGAAGCACAAAAAGUCCAGCAAACACAAACGUAAACACAAGGAGGAAGCUGACGAGAAGGGCCGAAAAGCUGACCCGGGGGAAGAGAAACCCAGGAAACGGAGAAGGCGCAGGCACAAAAAAGGCAAAUCCUCUCUUUUUACUGAAUCGGAACGGGCGCUGAAAACCGAACUGCCUGAAGACUGUAGCCAUUUCCCGAAGAAGAAGCGGUGCUCUCAGGAGUCCCAGAGGAAGUCUCUGUCUGCUGAAGAGGGAAGCAGCGGUAAAAAAGAGGAUGGUGGUAACUCCUGCCAAGAGCAUGGCAGCAAAAAACACAAGGCUGAGCUGCAGCUGCUGCCUGCUCCGAGGAGGGGCGGGAGCUCUCCUCUCCCAGGUCCUACUCGACCAGCUCCGACGCCUCCUCGGACCACAGCCGGUACAGCCGUCGGAGAAGCUACUCCGACGACAGCUACAGCGAUUACAGUGACCACUCGAGGUGCCACUCGAAGCGGUCCCACGACUCGGAGGAUGACUCGGACUACAACAGCUCAAAUCACAGAUCGAAGCGGCGCAAGUACUCCUCUUCUGAGGAUGACUACAGCUCGAGCAGGAGCAGGUCUGGGAGUCGAAGCAGGAGCCGAACCCACCCUCGAGAAACGGAGCCGCAGCUAUAGCAGGGAUCGCAGCCGCAGUGCGAGGAGCCACUCGCAGAGGUCUCUCUCGCGAAAGGGCUCUCGAGGCCAUGAGAGCCCCGAGGAGAGGAGGUCCGGGAGAAGAGACUUCAUCAGGUCCAAAAUCUAUCGCUCGCAGUCUCCUCACUAUUUCCAGACAGGCCGAAGUGAAGGAUCCUCGCUGAAGAAAGAGGACGGCAAAGGAGAGGAUCUGAAAGGAUCUGGCUCGCUCUCCCAAAACAGCAGCGGCUCUGGCACGGGGAGGGCCUCGGAAGGUGACUGCAGCCCAGAGGAGAAAAACUCCGUCACUGCAAAGCUUCUCCUGGAAAAGGUUCAAUCCAGGAAGGUCGAGAAGAAGCCCUGCCUCGCUGAUGAGAUGAUGGCAGGGGCCAACAAGGUGGGCAUAAAGCUCAAAGAUCCUCCCCAGGGCUACUUUGGCCCGAAACUUCCUCCUUCCUUAGGCAACAAACCGGUUCUCCCCUUGAUUGGGAAACUGCCCACCGUUCGGAAACCAAACGCCAAAAGAUACGAAGACUCUGGUUUGGAGAGGGGCGAGGAGCAAGAGCUGUCAGAUUCCGAGGAUGUUUCCCAAGGCCUUGAGGAGGCUCAGCUGGCCGGCCAGUCUCUCCUGGAAGAAGUGGUGAUGGUAAUUCAGGACAAACCCCUGGAUGAGCAGAAACUUGCUGAACCUGCCGUGGAGAUGCCGUCCAUUCCCCUUGAAGCGCCGGCGCUCCCCGAGUGCUUUGGUUCUGGAGAUCUGGUUAUGCCGCACGACUUCCUCUCGGAUCCAAGCGAUGGUGAUGGGCUAGAACCCAUGGACAGGGGCAGCCAGCCGGUCCCGGUGGAAACCAACAUGAUGCCCUUGGUUCCAGAUGUCGAGCACUUUCCUGGCUACGUGCCUCAGAGCGGGGAGCCCAGCAUCGAAGGGGAUCGGGAAGGAGGAGAAGAUUCCUCUCUAGCGCCGCUCGAGAGCCAGCCGAUCACUUUUACACCCGAAGAAAUGGAGAAAUACAGUAAGCUGCAGCAGGCCGCUCAGCAGCACAUUCAGCAGCAGCUCCUGGCCAAGCAGGUCAAGGCCUUUCCCGCCUCAGCGGCCCUG
This is a messenger RNA of Opisthocomus hoazin, 3690 nucleotides long. The record is from RefSeq and is a predicted model, not a curated record. NCBI's taxonomy places the organism in Eukaryota, Metazoa, Chordata, Aves, Opisthocomiformes, Opisthocomidae.